Messenger RNA from Gavia stellata (red-throated loon), 543 nucleotides. Its product is annotated as helix-loop-helix protein 13-like. The transcript is spliced from 2 exons. Gene Ontology annotation, biological process: regulation of transcription by RNA polymerase II; developmental process. Lineage: Eukaryota; Metazoa; Chordata; Aves; Gaviiformes; Gaviidae. The coding region runs from base 1 to 543 and encodes 180 amino acids. Gene Ontology annotation, molecular function: RNA polymerase II transcription regulatory region sequence-specific DNA binding; DNA-binding transcription factor activity, RNA polymerase II-specific; protein dimerization activity. The record is from RefSeq and is a predicted model, not a curated record.
AUGGAGGAACUUUGCUACAGCUUUGAGCAGGAAGACUCCGCUCCUGAAUUUCUCUUCUGGGACCAGGCAGAUCCCAACGCUCCGCUGGACAACUUCCUACUGGACUGCUCCUCCCUGGCAGACCAGUUCUCCCCUUGGCCCUCCUGCCCUUCUUGCCCGCCCGCCCCGGGGGAGCCGGCGGGCGGAGCGGCGGGGGGUGCUGAACUGGACAGCUCCCCCCCGGCCCCGCCGCCCCCCGGCCCCCUCCACCAGCGGCACGCCGCCAACGUCCGCGAGAGGAAGAGGAUGCUCAACAUCAACUCGGCCUUUGAGGAGCUCAGGUGCCACGUACCAACCUUCCCGUACGAGAAGCGCCUCUCCAAAAUCGACACGCUCCGGCUGGCCAUUGCCUACAUCGCUCUCCUCGGUGAGAUCCUCCUCUCCGGGUGCGAUCCCAAAUCCUACGUGGAGCAGUGCCUGAAGAAUGGUUUGCAGAGCCAACAGCGGGCAACCUGGAAUACAAGUGAUCUAACAGCCCGUCUGUCUUGGGUAAAGUGGGAUUAA